Messenger RNA from Pelobates cultripes (western spadefoot toad), 342 nucleotides. The record is from the annotation of a GenBank genome assembly. NCBI's taxonomy places the organism in Eukaryota, Metazoa, Chordata, Amphibia, Anura, Pelobatidae.
AUGCCUUUCAUUUUCCCGCAAACUAGCAGGAAAACCCGACGGAGAUAUGGGGCCUUCCCCGAGUUCCGUGCCGCACGGACCACGCUGGAAAUACCUGAACGGACGGAAGUACCCACAUACUCACCUUCGUUGCAGUCCACGCAACCCCUGCAAGAUACGGACUCCAUGGGCAGAAGAUCCCAAAAACCACAAUCAAGUGCGUGCAAAGACACCCAGGACAUAGGCGCCAUGUUACAGCGCCCGGCUGCCGCGAAGAUGGCAGAAUUCAAUGAUGGCUCAGAUGAAUCUGAGAGACCCACACCCGACCACAUCAAACAGAACCAGCAAGGGGAAACAACCUGA